Bursaphelenchus okinawaensis is the source of this 342-nucleotide messenger RNA. The record is from the annotation of a GenBank genome assembly. NCBI's taxonomy places the organism in Eukaryota, Metazoa, Nematoda, Chromadorea, Rhabditida, Aphelenchoididae.
AUGUCGGAAAUGGACACAAAUGAUGCUGAUACACCUCGUAGUGAGCCAAAAAUGUUUACAUUGAAGAAAUGGAACGCGAUUGCCACAUGGAAUUGGGAUGUGGAAUGUGAUACAUGCGCGAUUUGCCGAAUUCAACUCAUGGGUAAGUGUUUGUUGUUGAGAUUUAUGUGUUUAGAAACGUGCCUCCGGUGCCAAUCUGAUUCCAAACAAGAAGAAUGUGUUGUGGCAUGGGGAGAGUGUAACCACUGCUUUCACAAUUGUUGUAUGUCGUUGUGGAUAAAGCAGAACAACAGAUGUCCGUUGUGUCAACAAGACUGGGAAGUUCAACGUAUCGGAAAAUAA